AUUUCACGAGAUUCAAUAUGUCAGCCCCCAGGAGUGUGUAAACAAACGAGUUCAAAGUUCGACCAACAGGCAUCUGUGCUAGUUGAAACUGUUUGUACACAUUGACAGUCAGAAUGAGCUUAAGCAAAAGCAAGGAAGACAAUCCUGUUGAAAAGGCAUUGAAGGCAUAUUUGAAACUAUUGCAGGAAAAGCCUAUUUUAACGAAGGCUUGCACAAGUGCUGUAGUGUCGUCCCUCGGCAACAUCGUAUCCCAGCUGAUUGUUCCCAACCCGCAGACCAAGGGCAGGAUAGCAUGGAGGAGCACCCUCGCAUACGCUACUUUCGGGUUCUGUGUGAGCGGGCCAGUCUUCCACUACUUCUACGUCAACCUGGAGAAGUUCUUCCCUAAAGGCAGUCCCAACGCAGCUCUCAAGAAAGUCUUGUUUGAUCGCUUGAUCUUCACACCUCCCUUCAUCUUCCUCUUCCUCUAUGUGGUGUCGGUCCUGGAGGGUCAAGGGCAUGCUGCCUCCAUGCAUAGGAUCCGAGAAACCUACUGGUACAUCCUGAAGAUGAACUGGAAAGUGUGGACCAUCAUCCAGUUCAUCAACAUCAAAUACAUUCCCGUCAAGUACCGUGUUCUGUUCGGUAAUGCCGUGUCUCUCAUCUGGUCCGUCUUCAUCUCCUACAAGCGAAGGUCGAUGGUCUCCAGCUGAUAAUGUGACCUCCCACAGAUCAUGUGACUUUCAAACAGAUCAUGUGACCUUCAACAGAUCAUGUGACCAACAGUGGACAAAGAGAUGGCAUUUUAUUUAUGGCAAAGAGAUGGGCCUCACAAGAUGUAGCAACCAGUUAUUCAGACACAGAUGCAUGUAAUAGUUAUACAUUGUGUUAAUUACUCUAAUAUCAACAUUGUGCCUAUAUCGAUGGAGUAUCUCAAUAUGAUACAGUGAUGCAGGAUAAUAUGUUUGUGUACCUUGUGGAAAUAAUUUUUCAACAAUACAAGCGAGUCGGGCUAGCCAGUUUUAGAUUUAAGCAGCCAUUUUACCCCUACCAAAUACAUGGAAAAUCUGGGAGAAGAGACUUCAAAUUUAUUUCAAGUUUCAACCAAGUCAGAGUAUAAAUUGAAGGUGAUAUGUCCCCAAAAACAAAUGAGGGUGUGAAAGUGUCGCCAUGGGAACAAGAACCAGAAAGGGGAGCAAUGAGAUCAAUCUUUGCAAUAUAUAGUGUUGGUGGAAUUGAUAGGGAA
Messenger RNA from Haliotis rufescens (red abalone), 1225 nucleotides. Its product is annotated as peroxisomal membrane protein 2-like. The transcript is spliced from 5 exons. The coding region runs from base 114 to 692 and encodes 192 amino acids. The record is from RefSeq and is a predicted model, not a curated record. Gene Ontology annotation, cellular component: membrane; cytoplasm. Lineage: Eukaryota; Metazoa; Mollusca; Gastropoda; Lepetellida; Haliotidae.